This is a messenger RNA of Anisakis simplex (herring worm), 294 nucleotides long. The record is from the annotation of a GenBank genome assembly. Lineage: Eukaryota; Metazoa; Nematoda; Chromadorea; Rhabditida; Anisakidae.
AUGGUACGAACCGAGUUGUUGCGUUGUGGUUGUUUGAUAAUAACGUCACCUAUGCAUGAUGCCACCACCAAUUCAUUGUUGUCAGUAAACACACAAUCAAAUCCUACCGUCGUCUUGAAUCCAACGUUUGACUUCACUGCAUCAACUCCGAUCCCGGAGGAAGAGGAUGAUGACCAAUCGGAUCGCAUACAGCUGAUUUGCGAUGAUCAAGACGAUGACAUACCUACCUCGUCAACACCCUGUCAAAAUGUAUCGUGUGCAAGCGAUACGCCUGAAACAACGCGUUUGAGGUGA